CCGGCGCAGAGAUGCCGCAGCUACCGAGAGGGGGUUGCUGGCGUGCGGUGAUAGCGCGGGCCCGCAGCGCAGUGCUCUUUGCAGGGCCCCGCGGGGCUUCGGGCGGCCCGGGUUGCACUCGGGACGCCCCUUCCGGAGCCGGCGAGCUGCGGGGCGAGCUUGACAGAUUCGGGGGCGUCUCCGUGCGCCUGGCGCGGCUGGACGCAAUGCACCGCCUGGACCCGGUCGCCUUCCAGAGGGCCUUGCAGGCUGCAAUACAGAAAUGGAGAUCAGAAGGUAGAGUAGCAGUAUGGCUGCACAUUCCCAUCCUCCAAAGUCGAUUCAUUGCCCCUGCCGCUUCCCUGGGCUUCUGCUUUCACCACGCAGAAUCGGACUCAUCCACGCUGACUCUGUGGCUGGGAGAGGGGCCCAGCAGAUUACCAGGAUAUGCUACACAUCAAGUGGGAGUUGCAGGAGCUGUAUUUGAUGAAAAUACUAGAAAAAUAUUGGUUGUACAAGAUCGAAGUAAAUUGAAAAAUAUGUGGAAGUUUCCAGGAGGCCUGUCAGAGCCUGGAGAAGAUAUUGGAGAUACAGCAGUUCGAGAAGUUUUUGAAGAGACUGGUAUAAAGUCAGAAUUCAGGUCCCUCCUGAGUAUUCGGCAACAGCACACCCAUCCUGGAGCUUUUGGGAAGUCAGAUAUGUAUAUUAUCUGCCGCUUAAAGCCAUAUUCAUUCACCAUAAAUUUUUGCCAGCGUGAAUGCUUAAGGUGUGAGUGGAUGGAUCUCAGUGACCUAGUCAAGACUGAAAAUACAACUCCGAUCACCAGCAGAGUCGCUAGGCUGCUGCUGUAUGGAUACAGAGAAGGGUUUGACAAGAUUGAUCUGACCAUGGAAGAACUUCCAGCAGUUUACACAGGCUUGUUCUAUAAAAUCUAUCACAAGGAACUGCCAGACAGUUAUAAAACUAUGACAGGAAUGGAUUAAAUUUAUAUUUACAUGGUUUUAAAAUGUUUAAGUAAAUUGUACCUGUAGAUUAAUGUGUGCCAUAUUAUAAGAAGUAGUGGACAUUUGGUUUAACUAAAUAUCUGACUUAAAUUUUCUAAUGUCUAUGAUUUCCAUGAAGACAACUUGUUUGUA
Molecule: messenger RNA, 1115 nt
Organism: Eubalaena glacialis (North Atlantic right whale)
Lineage: Eukaryota; Metazoa; Chordata; Mammalia; Artiodactyla; Balaenidae
Gene: NUDT6
Product: nudix hydrolase 6
Exons: 5
Coding region: 12-962 (316 amino acids)
Molecular function (GO): ADP-ribose diphosphatase activity; NAD binding; NADH pyrophosphatase activity
Source: RefSeq, a predicted model, not a curated record